Messenger RNA from Williopsis jadinii, 1729 nucleotides. RefSeq lists its product as uncharacterized. The record is from RefSeq and is a predicted model, not a curated record. The transcript has a single exon. Bases 421 to 1542 code for a protein of 373 amino acids. Lineage: Eukaryota; Fungi; Ascomycota; Saccharomycetes; Phaffomycetales; Wickerhamomycetaceae.
UUAAUCAACCACACUGCACACAUAAGCUUACAGUUCCAUAUUAUGUGCGCUGUAUAAACGUGAUCUAGACAAAUUUCAGCGUCCGAUGCCCAAUCAUACCUGUGAUGAAACUCUAUGCUUUGGCUUGUUGCAUCCUGGGCUCAGUAUUAUAUGGAGUCUGUUAAUUGCAGUUGUGCCCUACAACUCAAUACUCUACGUUGUGCUGGAGCUCAGGACAUUAGGUGGCAACUCCUAGGAAAUUUAGGGUUAUGCUUCGUGUAAAGUUUCUAUUCUGAUCGUUGAUAUGUUUCAUUCAGUGUGAUGAUGGCUGUAUAUCAGAGGAAUUGGAGUGGAGUGGUUAAACUUUAAGACAGACCAACGUUGCUAACUAGAGACACACGGUUGAGUGGUUUGAGAGCUAUAGCAGCAUUGUAUAUGUGCAUGAUGCACCCUCACUGGAACGUGUGUGAGAUAUGCAUACAUAUCUAUGCUUCAGAUGACAAGUUGAAGCUGGACUGGGGAUAUAUAAAAAGGUUGAGCAUAGGCCCUUACGCCAGUCCUCUAACCUACAUACUGUUAGUUCCUACUACUUCUCAGUAUCCCCUUAUUGGCCUCAAGUCUAAAAGACUUACACAGAUUAUCACUUCAGCUGAUUGGAAUAACAUGAUGACUAUCCACGAUGACGAAUAUACGAAUAUCGAUGCAAGCAAGACGGUGAACGUUGACGAGGAUACAUACCCGAUGUACAAGCUCGAGAGCUGUCACAGGUACAGUUUGAGUGGAUAUACAGCAGCAACACCACGGACAAAGACCAAAACAAGCAUUACAGAAGAGCAAGAGCUGUAUUACCAUUUGUCAUCCUAUACCUUCCCAAAGGGCUGGUUCCAGUGCACCAGCUGUCCAUCAUCUCCAUCGCUUCGGAACGUUUUACCAGCUUCUAAAACAUCACCGAAUAAUAUUGUAUUGAAUGGCGAGUCAGCAUUACCCCAAAGAAGAAGCUUACAUCGUCGUUCGUCAGCAAUUAGCAUUUCAACGUCAGAGUCUCGCUUCUCGAGCGGUUCAGGCUCUAUCUUUGAGCGUGCAGGUACACCAGGGACUGGCAGUGCUGGUUGUAACAGUGACUUGGAGACACCAAGAACACCAACCAGCUGCUCCAAAUUCCCUUACACACUUGGCGGACUGAUUGACCUGGAUGUUGUUACGGAGGGAAGUGACACACAGCUUGUUGAGCAAUCCACGGGUGGGUAUAGCCAUGGCUCACCGUCAGAAGUUGGCGAUGUUGUGCAUGAGAUUGAAAGCAUCGACGAGACUGACGAGUGGGGCGCCGAAGAUAAAGGGCACGGCGGUGAUGAGCGCUUUGGCUGUAUCGAGGCUGGCGAUGUGUAUGCAGCCAGUGAUGACGACGACGAUGGUGAUGAUGUUGGAAGCGGCGAGGACGAGGAUGAAGGUGACUAUGUCAAUCUUGUUAACUUUCUACUCGAGAGCCGCUCACAGCGUUCGAUGGGCGUCGAUGACGACUACAACCCGUGCGACUAUGUACGCAAUGGCUUGAGGCGGCUAUAAGCUCGUGCUCAGGUGUAUAGAGAGAUUGAAAUACAGCGAUGUCUCUGCGCUUCCGCCGUAGCGAUCCCAUUCCUGUUGUUGUGUGCGUGGCUUGCACCUCUGUUGCUGAGGAGCGGGUAUAUAAAGGCCUUUGAAGCGGAGUUUUAGAUGCUUGCGUACACAACGGCUCUGCUGCACCUAAAACGCC